This is a messenger RNA of Sinocyclocheilus anshuiensis, 3749 nucleotides long. Its product is annotated as inverted formin-2-like. The transcript has 22 exons. Bases 183 to 3482 code for a protein of 1099 amino acids. Gene Ontology annotation, molecular function: actin binding; small GTPase binding. Lineage: Eukaryota; Metazoa; Chordata; Actinopteri; Cypriniformes; Cyprinidae. Gene Ontology annotation, biological process: actin cytoskeleton organization. The record is from RefSeq and is a predicted model, not a curated record.
UGUGUCAGCAGCAGCAUGAGUCAAUCCAACAAUCUCACCCUCAUCCGCCCGGAAUACUUCAAACUAUCAGGAGAGACGCCCGGAAUGUGUCUCCUCGCAUCAGUCCUCCUCUUCAUCACAUCACAAAGGACACUCGCCGAAUCACAGCACCUCCCUUGAUCUUCAUCUUCAUCAUCAUCAUCAUGUCUGGGAAGUCAGACGGCGCGCAGAAGAAGUGGGCAGCUGUGCGAGGUCGCCUGGGCUCGUCUCAGGACUCGGACGGCUCGCAGGAGGCCAACCUGGAGAACGCAGACGCCGAGCUGUGCAUCCGUCUGCUGCAGGUGCCCACCGUGGUCAACUACUCGGGCCUGAAGAAGCGUCUGGAGAAGAGUGACCAGACCUGGAUGGUGCAGUUCCUGGAGCUCUCAGGCCUCGACCUGCUGCUGGAGGCCCUGGACCGUCUGUCGGGACGCGGCUGCUCUCGAAUCGCAGACGCUCUGCUGCAGCUGACGUGUGUGAACUGUGUGAGAGCUGUGAUGAACUCGUCCGCCGGGAUUCACUUCAUCGUGGAUAAUGAGGGAUACGUGUGCAAGCUGUCGCAGGCUUUGGACACAUCUAACACCAUGGUGAAGAAGCAGGUGUUUGAGCUGCUGGCGGCCCUCAGCAUGUUCUCUUCUGAGGGUCACAGACUCGCUUUAGACGCUCUGGACCAUUACAAGUCUGUGAAGACACAGCAGUAUCGAUUCAGUGUGAUUAUGAAUGAACUCCAAUCCACUGAUAAUGUGCCUUACAUGGUGACAUUUCUGAGUGUCAUAAACGCCCUGAUCUUCAGCGCCGACGACCUGCGCCAGAGAGACAAGAUGCGCAAGGAGUUCAUUGGAUUACAGCUGCUUCACCUGCUGCCAAAGUUAAGAGAAGAAGAUGAUGAAGACUUGAUCAUCCAGUGUGAGGCGUUUGAAGAGGCUAUGGCUGAGGAUGAGGACGAGCUCCUGAGGCUUUAUGGAGGAAUUGACAUGAGCAACCAUCAGGAAGUCUUUACAUCUCUGUUUAACAAGGUGAGCAGCUUCCCGUCGUCUCUGCAGCUGUUGUCCGUCUUACAGGCGCUGCUGCUGCUGGGUCCCGAGCGAGCGGAUAUCUGGCAGGCGCUGGAGGUGCUCGCUAACCGAGCCGUACUGAUCGCUCAGAGCUCUGAGAUGGACUCAUGUGAGAAGAUCCUGCAGCGUCUCGUCUUCACUAAGGAAUCGUCCAAAGGCUCUUAUGAGGUCGAUGCUUACGAAUCCAAAAGAAAGAAUCAAGCCGUACAGACGGAGACCAAAGACGAUAAACUGGAGUGUUCCUGCAAACCAGCCAAAAACCAGGAACCUCCGCGCAACUCCACAAAGACUGGACCUGCUCCUCCUCUGCCCAGCAUGGCUUCUCCUCCCAUCUCAGCAGUGCCUCUCAAAACAGGAGCUGGACCUCCUCCUGCACCACCUCCUCCUCCUCCUCCUCCUCUGCCAGGAAUGGGUGCUCUUCCUCCUCCUCCUCCUCCUCCUCUGGCAGGAAUGGGUGCUCUUCCUCUUCUUCCUCCUCCUCCUCCUCCAGGAGCAGGUGAUGUGAUCGUGGCUCGGAUUUAUUAUCCGGGUAUCCAGUGUUACUCGGCGCCGGUGAGGAGCGGCCCGCAUCCCACGCUCCGGAUGAAGAAACUCAACUGGCAGAAGCUGAACUCCAGAGCCGUCACCGAUGGUCCUUCAAUGUGGGCGUCUGUCACGAGCGAGUCUCCUCUGGAGCCCAAUUACAGCAGCAUCGAGCAGCUCUUCUGUCUGCCGCCGGCCGAACCCAAAGACAAGAGCCCCGCCGCGCCGCUCAAGAAACAGCCCAAGGAGAUUUCCUUCAUUGACCCCAAGAAGAAUUUGAACCUGAAUAUCUUUCUGAAGCAGUUUAAGUGCUCAAAUGAAGAGUUUGUUUCAAUGGUGCAGAAAGGAGAUUGUUCGAAAUUUGACGUCGAGUCCCUGAAACAGCUUCUGAAACUGCUUCCAGAAAAACACGAGAUUGACAACUUAAAAUCCUUUCAAGGAGAUCCGGACAAACUGGCCAACGUGGACCACUUUUACCUCUCACUGCUGGCUGUACCCUGUUACCAGCUGAGGACUGAAUGCAUGCUGCUGUGUGAGGAGACGCUGUCUGUGCUGGAGAUCCUGAAGCCCAAGGUGGAGCUGGUGGAGACGGCUUGUGAGAAUCUCAGGAAAGGUUCACUGCUGCCCAGCUUCUGCAAACUCAUCCUCGACGUUGGAAACUUUCUCAACUAUGGAAGCCACACUGGAAACGCAGAGGGAUUCAAGAUCAGCUCCCUGCUAAAACUCACCGAAACCAAAGCAAACAAGAGCCGCAUCACACUCUUGCAUCACAUCCUGGAGGAAGCCGAAUUAAAUCAUCCAGAGCUGCUGGAGCUUCCAGACGACAUCGAGGCCUGUGAGAAAGCAGCCGGUGUAAAUCUGGACUCGAUUCAGGCCGAAACCAAUCACCUUCUGAAGAGACUGAGAGACGCGGAGAAGAAAGUCUCCUCAUCGCUCAAGGACGUCAAGCAGCAGUUCUCAGGGCUCAUCGAGAAGAACCUGACUGCGUGUGAAGCUCUGGACCAGCGUUUCUCCAACAUGGACAGCAGGAAGGGUGAACUGGCUCAGUAUCUGUGUGAAGACGUGGCUCAGCUCUCGCUGGAUGAGCUCUUCAGCACCAUCAAGACCUUCCGUCAGCUCUUCAUCAGAGCCCUGAAGGAAAACAAGCUCCGUAAAGAACAAGCGGCCAAAGCCGAGAAAAGAAAGCAGCAGCUGGUGGAGGAGGAGUCCAAGAGACAGAAGGGAGAAGACGGGAAGAUAAUUCGUCGAGGCGCAGCUCUGCAGGACGACGGCUGCAUCAUCGAUCAGCUCCUGGCCGACAUUCGCAAGGGUUUCCAUCUGAGAAAGACUCGUCCCAGGUGCGAAUCGGGAAGGGCCCCUUCUAGUGACAUGCAUAGAGAUACAGGAGCGUCCGCAGCAAGUGUCAGGUCUGCUGCAGAAGAAGCUGGAUCGUCUCCAGGAGAUCGAGCCAAAAGCUGCGGCACCGAACCCAGCACUGAAGCCUCCUCAGAAACACAACACACUCGGGAACCAGACGGUGCGUCACCCAGCUGCCUUACCUCAGCCAACACCGAUCAGAACCACAUCAGGUCUACAGACGCUCAUGUGACUCCAGUCAACACGAGCGAGCCUUUAACUCACACCGACUCCGUCUGUGAUAAUACUGUCUCUGUGAAGAAUAAAGACGAGCCGCUUCAUCGCACGGAUGACGACGCUAACGAUUCGUCUGCAAUACAGCAGGCAUGUGAUGAUGUGGGCGGAGUGAUGUCACAAGCCCCACCCACUCCUGCUGUAGGCCCCGCCCCCGUAAAACCUGAAAACAAAAAACAUUUCUUCCCAAGAAACAAAAAAGGCAGUAAUGAAGGAAGCUCAAGGAAAAGGAGAACAAGAGGGAGAAGGAGAAGUUGAGUCUGUUCCUGCGGUGAUCCUGUUAUUCCACUGGAUCUCACUGGACUUGAGAUCUGCAGAAGAACCACUGAUGGCGUAGUUUGAAGAAAUACACAUUGUACACUGUGUAUUUGAGUUUGGCUUAAAGAAAUUUAUUUUUAAAUGCUAAAUCUUUAGAUUUGACCUAACUGUUUUAAAUAUUUACACACUGUAAACUACAUUUAUGAGACACCAAAACUUUGUUUACAUACGAGUGUGGUUAAGGAGAGAAAAAAUGGCUACUUAUGG